AUGGUUUGGGUUCCGCGACGGGCGAUAUGGUGCACACACGUCUCUUGUCUUCACAGACUCACAAAGCAUCGCCGUAACAUUCGCUUUCCAACAAUGUCGGCUCCAGUCAGUGUGACGAAAAAAACGAAAAUGGCGGAUCUCAUAAACUUCCGUCUUCAGAUCUCCACUUUGGACGGCCGCUCGUUUACGGGCCAGCUCUUGGCUUUUGACAAGCACAUGAACUUGGUUCUAGCAGACACGGAAGAGGCCCGCACGACAAAAAAAUCGUAUCAAGAACUUGCCAAGGCCAAAGUUGGCAGCCAGGUGAAGGUGAAUGAGGACAAGCGGUUUCUUGGGCUUAUUAUUCUUCGUGGCGAACAGGUUGUCAGUGUGGUGAUCAAAAGCGGCCCAACUGCAGACAUAAAAAAGAGAAUGUCCCAGUUGAAACAGUCACGACCCGUGAAGACGCCCGUGAGCCAGAAGGAAAAGCUCAAGGGGCCUGCAAAGGCGCGUUGA
This is a messenger RNA of Clavispora lusitaniae ATCC 42720, 495 nucleotides long. Its product is annotated as mRNA splicing protein. Gene Ontology annotation, molecular function: RNA binding. NCBI's taxonomy places the organism in Eukaryota, Fungi, Ascomycota, Pichiomycetes, Serinales, Metschnikowiaceae. Gene Ontology annotation, biological process: mRNA splicing, via spliceosome. Gene Ontology annotation, cellular component: U5 snRNP; U2-type prespliceosome; U4 snRNP. The record is from RefSeq and is a predicted model, not a curated record.